UUAAAUACUUAGCGAAGUAAAAAUUAGUGUAGUGUAACACAGGUUUUCUCUGGGAACAGGUCGACAACGCAUGCAAACCUUUAACCUGAGAAGAAGAAUCUCAGGCAAGUCCUACGUAUCAAAAUGGCGUCUGUGGAUGGAAGGCCAGCUCAGUAUGGGAUAUCCCUAAAACAGCUCCGCGAGGUGAUGGAAUUGCGAGGUCAAGAGGCCGUUGAACAGUUACGUCAUUAUGGCGGAGUGCAACAGUUGUGUAAAAAACUCUACACUUCAUCCACGGAAGGAUUAUCCGGUUCGCCGAAGGACAUCGAACAUCGGCGAGAAACAUUCGGAUCCAACACGAUUCCACCCAAGACGCCAAAGACCUUCUUGAGAUUGGUGUGGGAAGCGUUGCAAGAUGCUACCCUCAUCAUCCUUGAAGUCGCAGCCAUCGUCUCGUUACUGUUAUCAUUCGUGCCUUCCACUAGCGACGAUGAACUCGGCCAUGAAGAGAACAAAGCUCAUGAAUGGAUCGAGGGCCUCGCCAUUCUGAUAUCCGUCAUAGUCGUCGUCUUGGUAACUGCCUUCAAUGAUUAUACCAAGGAGAGACAAUUCCGCGGACUGCAGAGCCGCAUCGAGGGCGAGCACAAAUUCGCCGUUCUGCGGGGAGGCGAGAGCAGCCAAAUCUUUGUAGGCGAGAUAGUCGUCGGCGACAUCUGCCAAGUGAAAUACGGAGAUUUGCUGCCGGCUGAUGGCAUUUUGAUUCAGAGCAACGAUUUGAAAGUGGACGAAUCAUCGCUAACGGGCGAAUCGGAUCAUGUCAAGAAAAGCGAAUUGACUGAUCCAAUGCUUCUUUCCGGUACUCACGUCAUGGAAGGUAGUGGCCGGAUGUUGGUAACGGCCGUUGGCAUCAACUCGCAGGCUGGCAUCAUUUUCACCUUGUUAGGGGCGGCCGCUGAUGACAAGAAAGCUAAGGCUAAAAAACGGAAGAAAGGGGACAGUCUAAGAGGAGAUAGUGAGCAGGGCAAUGUAAGCAGCAACAGUCAGACGGAUCAUGAAGGAAACAUAUCGACGAGCAAACAGGGAGCAAUGGAUGAAUCCGUUGGUCCAACUGGCGAUGCCGCAGUAAAGGAAAAAAGGUCGAGUCAUAAAAACAAAUCUGUCCUACAAGCCAAACUGACAAAAUUGGCCAUUCAAAUUGGUUAUGCUGGUUCGGCGGUUGCCAUAUUAACGGUCAUCAUAUUGAUAACCACCUUUUGUAUCAAAACUUUCAUCUACCAACAUCAACCGUGGAAAAACGAGUAUAUCAAUAACUUUGUCAAGUUUUUCAUCAUCGGUGUCACCGUUUUGGUAGUCGCCGUCCCAGAGGGUCUCCCCUUAGCCGUGACUCUAUCUCUGGCGUACUCUGUUAAAAAAAUGAUGUUAGACAACAACUUGGUGCGACAUCUAGCUGCCUGUGAGACGAUGGGCAAUGCAACGACAAUCUGUUCAGAUAAAACGGGAACUCUGACAACAAACAGGAUGACCGUUGUUGCUUGUUAUGUCGGAGGACAACACUGCAAAUCCAUCCCGGAUUAUGACUCGCUUCCACCGCAAGUGGCCAAUCUUGCCAUUCAGGCUAUCUCUAUCAACAGUGCUUAUACCUCAUGCAUUUUGAACGCGGAGUUACCCAAUGAACCCAUCAAGCAGGUGGGCAAUAAAACGGAAUGCGCCAUGCUCGGUUUCGUGCUGGAUUUAAAGAAAUGCUAUCAGUCCAUUCGUGACGAGCAUCCAGAAGACUCUUUCCAUCGCGUAUACACCUUCAAUUCGAGCCGAAAGUCGAUGAGUACCGUCAUUGCUCGUGAGGGAGGCGGUUACCGCGUCUUUACCAAAGGUGCAUCUGAAAUGGUGCUGAAAAAAUGCGCGUUCAUUUAUGGUGCCAAUGGAGAAUUGGAGAAGUUUUCUCAUGAAAAUCAGGAAGAACUCGUACGAAACGUCAUUGAGCCGAUGGCGUGUGAUGGUCUGCGCACAAUCGCGGUUGCAUACCGGGAUUUUGUACCUGGCGAAGCCGAAAUCAGUCAAACCCAUUAUGACAACGAACCCAACUGGGAUGAUGAGGAUGCAAUUAUUAAUAAUCUAACCUGCAUGCUCAUCGUCGGCAUUGAAGAUCCUGUUCGACCUGAGGCUCCAGAAGCCAUUCGGCAGUGUCAACAUGCUGGUAUUACGGUGCGCAUGGUGACGGGCGACAAUGUCAACACAGCUCGAUCCAUCGCCAUCAAGUGCGGGAUCGUCACACCCGGCAUGGACUACCUCAUUAUCGAUGGCAAAGAAUUUAAUCAACGGAUUCGGGAUUCUAAUGGCGAGCUCCAACAACACUUGCUUGAUCAAGUCUGGCCUAAAUUACGAGUGUUGGCACGCUCAUCACCCACGGACAAGUACAACCUGGUUAAGGGAAUUAUUGACAGCAAGAUAUCCGGCAAUCGAGAAGUAGUGGCAGUGACAGGAGACGGUACGAACGAUGGCCCGGCUCUCAAGAAAGCUGAUGUCGGCUUCGCUAUGGGCAUCGCUGGAACGGAUGUGGCUAAAGAAGCGUCCGAUAUUAUCUUGACGGACGACAAUUUUAGUAGCAUCGUUAAGGCCGUUAUGUGGGGUCGCAACGUUUACGAUUCUAUCGCCAAGUUCUUGCAAUUUCAAUUGACUGUCAACAUUGUAGCAGUCAUUGUUGCUUUCCUCGGUGCCUGUUUCAUUCAAGAUUCGCCAUUGAAAGCCGUCCAAAUGUUAUGGGUCAACCUCAUCAUGGACACGUUAGCCUCUCUAGCUCUUGCCACUGAAAUGCCCACUCCCGACUUGCUAAUGCGCAAACCUUACGGCCGCACGAAACCUCUCGUCUCCCGUACUAUGAUGAAAAAUAUUAUUGGACAAGGCAUAUAUCAGUUGACAAUCAUUUUCACUCUGGUAUUCGUCGGCGAAAAAUUUUUGGAUAUCGAUUCGGGCCGAUACAGAACCGAUUCCGAGCCUACACAGCAUUUUACCAUCGUCUUCAACACUUUUGUGAUGAUGACACUGUUUAACGAAAUCAACGCCAGAAAGAUUCACGGCCAACGCAACGUCUUCGAAGGCAUUUUCACAAACCCCAUUUUUUAUUGCAUCUGGAUAGCCACUGCGGGUGCACAGGUGCUUAUUGUGCAAUUUGGUGGUCAUGCGUUUUCGACAGUCCCACUCACGAUCGCCCAAUGGGCUUGGUGCAUCUUUUUCGGCGUAGGAACUCUACUAUGGUGCCAAGUGGUGACGACGGUUCCUACCAAGAAGAUACCCAAGUGCUUCGCGAGUUGGAGUCGUGAAGAAUCGGAAGACAUUUCAAUUGCAAUGGUUGCUCUCGCCGAAGAUAAAGUAGAUGCCGAUGAUGAGAAGAUGCGAACUCGAGGCCAGAUCCUUUGGAUCCGUGGUCUUACACGACUCCAGGCACAGCUGCGAGUAAUCAGAGCCUUCAAGUCUACACAGGAGGACCUGGAAGAAAAGCGAUCCCUACACAGUAUGCAAAGUUUGCGGCGUUCAAGAGGUCAGUUAGGUGUGCGUCCGCUUUCGGACAUCACAUCUGUCGACGGUGAGCCAUUGCUGAGGGUAACCUCGCCCCAGCUUGAAACGGAGACAGAUGUGCAUCAUUGACGCCUUCUGACAGAGGGUUGAUCCGCCAUUGUUGGAGCGGUACCAACCUACUACUGGCAGCGGUGUUACAGCGACAGCCGUUCAUUUCUAUGGCCAACGUUUUGUCGCAUACCUCUUUAACUGACUUUGCUGAACGCUCAUGAAUCAACGGAUAUUGGCAACAGUGAGCGGGAUUACUUGUCGCAUAUGGACAUUAAGCGUCAUGGAACAGCAGAUGGAAACGGCCCUUUGGGUAAAGAAAAAUGGAGUGGGCAUCGUAAAAGGUGGUUUGUGAUUUAAUAAUUUUCAAAUCGAAAAAAAAGAAGACUUACGAAAUAAGUAGUUAAAUAAUUCAUGCGUGCAAGUACUCACUCUGUACCACUUGCAAAUCGUUUUCCUUCGCUUGUUUCGUGAAGUACUUCCGUGUGUAUGUGAGUGCCUUUCUCACUUCCUAGUCCCUUCCGACCCUUGUACCUUAUUCAUUAUUUUGAUUUUACAUCUUUCGCUUCGCAUUAAUAUUUCGUUUCAUUCUGCUCUUAUUUCCAUCCAGAACCUUCAUUUAAAGUCUGCUUUUUUUUUAAUGCUUAUGUAAAUGUGCCAAUGAAAUCUCCGCUUCACUUUGUUUACGUCCUUUGCUUCUUGUGUUUUAAAUUUUUUUUUCUUUGGCUUCGACGAAAUUUGUUUCCAUUGCUUUUUCAAAUCCAACCUUCAUAAAGUGUGUAAUCACAGAAUUCGCCUUUCUCCUU
Molecule: messenger RNA, 4346 nt
Organism: Daphnia carinata
Lineage: Eukaryota; Metazoa; Arthropoda; Branchiopoda; Diplostraca; Daphniidae
Product: plasma membrane calcium-transporting ATPase 2-like
Exons: 18
Coding region: 124-3621 (1165 amino acids)
Biological process (GO): regulation of cytosolic calcium ion concentration; calcium ion transmembrane transport
Cellular component (GO): membrane; intracellular membrane-bounded organelle
Molecular function (GO): ATP hydrolysis activity; P-type calcium transporter activity; ATP binding
Source: RefSeq, a predicted model, not a curated record